Messenger RNA from Pristis pectinata (smalltooth sawfish), 1398 nucleotides. It is a transcript of the gene znf830, whose product is annotated as zinc finger protein 830. Gene Ontology annotation, molecular function: nucleic acid binding; zinc ion binding. Lineage: Eukaryota; Metazoa; Chordata; Chondrichthyes; Rhinopristiformes; Pristidae. The record is from RefSeq and is a predicted model, not a curated record. Bases 46 to 1125 code for a protein of 359 amino acids. The transcript has 10 exons. Gene Ontology annotation, biological process: nuclear DNA replication; mitotic DNA damage checkpoint signaling; mitotic DNA replication checkpoint signaling. Gene Ontology annotation, cellular component: spliceosomal complex; nucleus.
GGAAGCCCUGCCCGAUGCGCGCCGGAAGUGGUUCUCGCAACGGAGAUGGCGGCCCUGGUCAAGGCGAAGAAGAAAGUUGUCAACCAGCAGGAGCUGCGGCGGUUGAUGAGGGAGAAGCAGCGGGCGGCCUCCGGCAGCAGGAGGAUCGAGUCCCCGCUCGCUAAAUAUAACAGUUUAGGUCAUCUUAGCUGUGUGAUUUGCAGUAUUCCAAUAAAAAAUGAACUACUGUGGCAGACACACAUUCUGGGGAAACAACAUAAAGAGAACCUGGAGAAACUAAGAAAUACGAAUCAAACAACUGAACCAUCAAUAGUUAACGCAUCAACAGUUCCUGUAGUAAAGAGAAAAGGUACAGAUACAGAAACCCAACCAACAAAGAAAGUCAGAGCCUUCUGUGAAUCCAGAACAGCUACAAAUACUGGGUUACCGGCUGACUUUAUCGAUCCAGUGAAUGAACUGCCUCAACAGUGUUUGCAGCAUUCCAAUCAAAGCUUGGUAGUUGUGAGUAAUGAUGACGGGGAAGAAAAGGCUGAGGACAGUGCUGGUACUGCAUCACCUGUGGGAGUGGGAGUUUUACAGAAAAGUGCUACUCUUCCAGCACCAGUGCAGAACAAGACUGAAAACAUCCUUCCUGCAGACUUUUUUGAUAGCAGUCUAACACCUUCUGCUGUUUCUCAUUCUGGAUCUGUCCAAAAACCAGAACAACCAGACAAGACUCUGGAAAGGAAAGAGAAUACUGCUGAAGCUUUGCCAGAAGGAUUCUUUGAUGAUCCAGUAAAGGAUGCAAUGGUGCGGAAGGUAGACCCACCAAAAGAUCAGAUGGAUAAAGAAUGGGAAGAGUUUCAGAAAGAAAUCAGACAGGUUAAUACGGUUUCAGAAGCAAUUGUAGCAGAAGAUGAUGAAGAAAUUCGUUUAGAUAGACAGAUAGAAGAAAUUGAUGAACAAAUCAUGUGCUACAGACGUGUAGAGUAUUUAAGAGACCGCCAAGAGACUGUAAAACAACAAUUGAUGACAACUUUGAAAGGCAGACCAUCACAAAGUGAUGAGAAAGUUGAUACCGAUGAGGAAGAGGAACUUCAAGAAUUUCUUUCAGGUGAUUGGCGAGCAAAAGGAGCUUUGCUUUAGUACUCUGUGCUGUGCAAUUAUUACUCAAAGUAAACUUACAACAAACCAGAACGUAUUGCUAAUCAAGACUGACUUCUAUUGGGGCUUUCGCAUGAACUGAUAAACCUUCAAGAACUUCAGUCAUCAUCACAGGAACCCUUGGAAAAAUUUUCUUUUUUAAAUUGGUAAAACUUUUUCAGAAGAUGUACAGUGGUUGUUACAUUUAAAUAUUAAGUUGUGUCCAGAUUUUAUUUUUUAUCAGAUUAUUUCAAUUAAAGGGAUUUUCUGAUCAUA